AUGGCUGAAGCGGUGGCUGUUGUAUCCGCAAUCCAAGCUACUACUCAACUCGUAGAGCAAGUCUUCCGAAUCUUCAAACGCCUCCGCGAUGCGAACGCUCGUCAGAAAGGUCUUCCUGAGGUCCUGGCUCGACACUAUAGCGAACUCAAAAGUAUCAAGGCAAUCAUGGGUAUGAUCUACGAUGAGCAGGACCUGAAGACACCCACUGUUGCUGCGGAGCUGGUUCGACUACAAGACGUGUCGGAGAGGCUGGCUGCCUUGAUCAAGACUUUGGUUCCGUCAACCACAAGUAAGAUGAUCCAGUUUGCGCGCCAGCUGGUGGACGGCUCAGCAGACGAGAAGAAGCUGAGCGCCAUCAUGGGCGAGCUUGUCCAAGUGAAGGCUGUGCUCGUGCUGUCCAUUCAAGUCGCCCACGUAGGAGUAGUCCGCACCAUGGGGAAACAAGCUGUAGCAAAUGCGGAAGCUAUACAGCGGAUCGACGAGUCCUUCCGGGAGCUUGUCCAGGAUUGCAAGGGCCUGAAAAUUGCACAACUGCUCAAGGGCCGACGUCCAUCAAAUGACGGCUUUGUCCCAUUGACUCUGGCUGAUCUCAAGGCUCUCGACAAGGCGGGUCAUGGUGAUGGCGAAGAUAGCGAAGACGAGACGCUCGUUGAUGACUCAGAAGCAUCGCCACGAGAAGUUCCCGUCAAGACCGAACGCAUCGUAAUCAACAAUGCAUCUCGUGGUUACGCUGUUCAGGUCAAUGCUCCGCUGGAUACAGAUAUAUACAAGCAUUUGAGCAGUCUGAGAAUCCAGGACAACGUGGCCGAGGAGCAGAGUGUGCAGAUCAACUAUGGCACGACGACCAAGUCGUUGUCGAUACUUCUCGAGCUCGCGCGACUAAGGCAGGUAAGCGCGCCCGUAAUCGCGCGGUGA
Molecule: messenger RNA, 915 nt
Organism: Alternaria incomplexa
Lineage: Eukaryota; Fungi; Ascomycota; Dothideomycetes; Pleosporales; Pleosporaceae
Exons: 4
Coding region: 1-915 (304 amino acids)
Source: RefSeq, a predicted model, not a curated record